AGAGCUUUUUUUAUUUUAACGUCCAUCUCUUCUACUACUUGCGAGCCAAGGCCAUCUCGACGAUUGCAGCUGCGUGGCGGCAUUUCGCACCAAAGCCUCGCUGCUGUUUCCGAUCAUUUCAAACCUAACUUUCUUUUUUACCAAUCCUCACCUUAUCUUCAUCCUCAGGUGAAAAAGAAUCACAUCUGCAACAAUGGAGAGGUUUCCAGUAUUCCGGUCCAAGUCGGACUCGAUGUCAUCGAUUAACACCAUCAGCUCCUUCACAAGUACACACAAGGGUGAGUGGUUACCGGCACCGGCACAAUCGCGGCAAAAAGUGCGGUUAAGGACCCUCCUCGGCCAUUGUUUCUACAGGAGAGUUAUACUAUGGUCUCUGGCAGUCACCACACUUGGCCUUUGGGUAUAUUUCACCAAGAGAGGCCAUUCGUUCGACAUUGCCCGGUUGAGAACAGACGAUCGUCAAGAGACAAAAGAGCAAAAGACCAACGACAAUGAGGGGAGAGACCCGCUACACUGGCUCAAGUACAAGCACCUUGAUGGAUACUACCGUGGGUUGAGGACACUGGUCCCCAUCUCGGAACAUAAACCCGAGUUUCCAUUCGUGCCUGGCCGUCAACCGGCAACGACGACGGUGACGUCUGCUCAUUUGCCGACGCCCACCGUAUUCGUCCCGCAACCGAACUACGAUUCUAAAGAAUACAAGUCAACGUACCAUCCUGUGCAGACGUGCUACAUCGACGAGUUCAAAAAGGUGCCCGCUCCGGAUUUGUACGCAUACAAUGGUGUACCGCAGGGAAUGCCCGACCCAGCAAUCGGGUCGCACUCCUUGCUCGGCAUCCGCGACGAUAUCUGCUUCGACAGGUUCUCGCGAUACGGGCCUUAUGGGCUUGGCUACUCGGAGGAGGAGGGCGGCCUGGGGGAGGGCCUGGACACCGAGAGUGAUGGCUCCGAGACGAUCUGGUCCAAGACAGGCAAGAUUGACUACCGCAAUGUGGAUUGGGGCCGGGCGCAGGAGCAAUGUGUAACGGACAACAGGAAGCGUUUCGACGUCAACGCCGGGCGCGAGCGUAAGAAGGUCGACCGCAUCGCCGUCGUUAUUCGCACUUAUGUCGGGUUCGAGUGGACGAGACAUGCCGUCAUCAACUUCCGUGCCAUGAUUUCCGAGCUCUCACUGAGGUCUGGCGGCGAGUACACGGUGCACUUUCUUCUCCACGUCAAAGACAACACCCUUCCAAUCUGGGCCGAUGCUGAGACCCGGCAGCAGCUGCUGGAUGAGAAUAUGCCGCGCGAGUUCCACUCCAUGUGCACUCUCUGGUCCGAGGCGCAAAUGGAGCUGCUGUACCCUGGUAGCUGGGGUGAGGCCGUCGAAAACCAGUCCGGGCAGUCGAUACACGGCGUUUAUCGGUCGGCACACUUCCCGCUGCAGCACUUUGCCAUGACGCACCCCGAAUAUACGCACUUCUGGAACUGGGAGCUGGACAUGCGCUACCUCGGCAACUACUACGAAUUGUUUGAUCGUCUAGGCAGCUGGGGCCGGGACCAAACGCGUAACCACCUGUGGGAGCGGUCGGCCAAGUACUAUGUUCCCACGGUGCACGGCGACUGGGCCAACUUCACCGAGCUGGUGGCCCAGACGACGCGAAAGGCCGGCAAGAGGCCAAUCAUGGGUCCUGUUUACUUCCCCGGCCGGACCAGAAUCAGAGCCGAGGAGCGUUCCGAAACCUUCAUGCCGGCGAGUUGCUUCAGCUCUCCGGGCGACGGGUCCCCGGGCGUGGCGGCGGACAACAGCGACAGGUGCGGCAUAGGCGAGGAUGCCGACCUCAUCACGCUUAACCCCAUCUUUGACGCUGAGGAGAGCGGGUGGGUGUUCGCCUCAGACGUGACUGGGUGGGACCUGACUCAGCAGACACCGCCACGGCGUUGCGCCAUCGUGACGGCGAGCCGGCUGUCGAGGCGGCUGCUCGAGGUGAUGCACGAGGAGACAUGGCGCUUCCACCACAGCAUGUUCAGCGAGAUGUUCCCGGCGGCCAUGGCGCUGCACCACGGACUCAAGGCGGUCUAUGCGCCGCAUCCGGUACUGUUGGACCGCGGUUGGGAGAUGGAGGCCGUCGACAAGCACUUCAACGGCGGUUACGACAACUCUACGAGUGGCCACGGCAGCCCGUUUGACUUCCAAAACGAGCACAACCACAAGGGCACCAGCUGGUACUACAACAGCGAAUUCGCGGGCCUGCUGUGGAGGCGCUGGCUUGGCUUCGCCCAAAUGGACGGUCGCGGUGAUGACGGAGGUCGUGCGGGCGAGGGAACGCUAAGGGGCGGCAAGCUUGAGGAGCAGAGCCCAUGGUCGACGGGAAGGUUGUGCUUGAGGAGCAUGCUGGUGCACCCAAUCAAGUGGGAGAAGCCGAGUGAUGAAUAA
Pyricularia grisea is the source of this 2416-nucleotide messenger RNA. RefSeq lists its product as uncharacterized. The transcript has 2 exons. The coding region runs from base 194 to 2416 and encodes 740 amino acids. The record is from RefSeq and is a predicted model, not a curated record. Lineage: Eukaryota; Fungi; Ascomycota; Sordariomycetes; Magnaporthales; Pyriculariaceae.